This is a messenger RNA of Nicotiana tabacum (common tobacco), 1143 nucleotides long. Lineage: Eukaryota; Viridiplantae; Streptophyta; Magnoliopsida; Solanales; Solanaceae. The record is from RefSeq and is a predicted model, not a curated record.
CAUGGAACAGGCAAACAAUAGUAGCUUUGUCCCAUUUGUUCCAUUCCCUCCUGGCUACUUUGCGAAAAAGGACACACAACAGGCAGAUAACGCAGAUUCUUCCUCUGUGUCUAGGGUUGAAACUUCAUCUAUAUCCAGCAACUCAUAUCACAAGGGAUCACCCUUGAAUCCUCUUUCCAAAACCUAUUCUGAGACGGCAGAUGUAGAGAAGACACAUCAAAAGUCAGAUGAUUCUGGAUAUAAGUUCACAGAUAUGAACACUGUACAAAGAACUGAUGAUCGAUUUACAAGCUCAAGGUUUGUAAGUUCAAAUUUCUCUGGAGAUCAGGGGUUCCCUCGUAUUAGAAACAUAGGUGAGACUUCUCUUGCUUCCGAUGCUUCAAGCACUGAUAGUAGUGGCAGUAGAAACUCGGUGAUAGAUGAUGUAUCCCCUUCUGAGACUGUGGGAGUGGGUUCACCCCAGCUGCCUGGAAACCAGAAUAUCAGAAGUGGAUGGACAGGAAACAGCUUGGAAGGGUCUGCUGUGAAGGACCCAGAUCCCUUGGACAUGUCUGAAGAAGCCAAAGCUGAGAGGUGGUUCCGCCGUGUUGCUCAGAUAAAAGACAUUUCUGAAUUGAGUCAGAUACCAGAUGAAGGCUUCCCAUCGAUAAUGCCAAUGCGCAAGGGGGUUAACAGGUUUGUGGUGAGUAAGCGGAAAACUCCUAUUGAGAGAAGGUUGACAUCUACUCAGUACCGGAGAAAUCUUCCCGUCGUAAGUUCUGAUCCCAUGAAAAGAGAAAGCGACAUUAGUGAAAAAUGAACCAACACAGACACCGCGCCCAAGUUUCUGCAGGCAAAUUUUUGUUCACUUGAUUUUUCUCAGAGCAUUCAAGCUAAGCAUCAGCAUGCACUUGCUGUACGUGUAAUCAAUAAAUAAUGAACUAAAAAUGUGUAACUUCGCACAGAUUUUAUUGUGGCUUAUUCAGUGUAACAAAUUGCAUAUACGAAUGAAAGCCAACAGAUACUGGUUCUUAGGUGUAUGAUGUAUCUCUAGUUCGAUUGGUGGUCUUCGGCUUUACCAUUUGUGCCCUUGUUGAUUUAGAGAUCUGGACUAGUUCUUUUUUACUUUCACAAGUCAUAUAAUGUGAAAAUUGUUAGACAUGA